AUGGGUCGCAUGAACCCAAAACUAUACCAGUUCCUAGUCGCCCUGUUUGCAUCCUUCGGCUCAUUCCUAUACGGAUACGACCUCGGCAUCAUCGCCUCAGUUGUCGCCUCGGACUCGUUCAUCGAGAAGUUCGUCAACGGCCGAAGCCAUGUAGCCGGGACCGUCGUCGCCCUGUUUACAGCUGGCGCCUUCUUCGGUGCGUAUGGAGCCGGUUUCACUGACCCCCUGGGCCGCCGCACCACGCUUGCCCUGGGCUCCGUCCUCUUCAUCAUCGGUGGUGUCCUCCAGACCGCAGCUGUUAACCAUGGCAUGCUAUAUUUCUCGCGGAUCUUCUCGGGAUUUGGGAUCGGAAUCCUCGUCGAGGUCGUCCCCAUGUUCCAGGCGGAGAUUGCGCAUGCGCGGAUCCGUGGUGUUUUGGGUUCGUUGCAGCAGACGAUGCUGGGGAUUGGCGCGCUGUCGGCGUCGUGGAUUGGGUACGGGUGUGAGCAUCGGUGGUCGGAUACGGGGAAUAGUGUGCAGUGGAGGCUGCCCCUCGGACUGCAGAUCGUCCCUGCCAUCGGACUCGCCUCGUGUAUCUUCUUCUUCCCCGAGUCUCCUCGCUGGCUGAUUGACCAUGACCGCCACGAAGAGGGACUCAAGAACCUGGCUACGCUGCAUGCCAACGGCAACGUCGCGGAUCCGUAUGUUCUCGCCGAGUUUGAACUCAUCAAGCAGCAGGUCGAGGAAGAGCACCGGCACGGGGCGAAAUCGUACAAGGAGCUCUUUGCGAAUCGAGCCAAUACCCGCCGGAUCAUCAUCGCAUGUGCCUGCCAGGCCUCCUCCCAGAUGACCGGCGUCUCCGCAAUCCAAUACUUCUCCCCCGCAAUCUUCGCGCAGAUCGGCAUCUCCACCUCGCAGACACUUUUAUACCAAGGCAUAAACUCGAUCAUCGGCGAAGUCGCCCAGUUCAUCUUCUUCUUCCUCAUCGACCGCGUCGGCCGACGGCCCCUGCAAAUCGGCGGGAACAUCGCCUGCGGCGUCGCGUUCACCGUCGGCGCCGCCCUCAUGUCCAUCUACCCGCCGGAAUCCACCAACACGUCCGCGCACUGGGCGUUCAUCGUCUGCAGCACGUGGGUGUUUAAUUUCUGCUUCUGCGCGUCCGGGACGAUGAGCUGGAUUAUCCCCGCUGAGAUCUUCAAUACGGCGACGCGCGCCAAGGGGAUCUCGCUGGCGACGAUGGUUUCGUUUGCGUUUAAUACCAUGAUUGCCGAGGUCACGCCCAUUGCGCUCGAGAAGAUCGGGUGGCGGUACUAUCUGCUGUUUAUCGUGUGUGACUUUACGAAUGCGCUCUUCUUUUAUCUGUUCCUCCCGGAGACCAAGGGCAUCUCGCUCGAGGUUAUGGAUGAUCUCUUUACCAAUUCGCCGCUGCUGGUUCCGGGGAGUCGGUGGGUGGCGAGCCCCGAGGUGGAUAUUGAGAUGAUCAAGGAGAGGAAGGAUAUUCUUGCGCAGGCGGCGGUUGUUGAGGAGGUGGAGGGGAGAUAAACGUAUGGAUGGUAACUGGGUGUCCUCAGUCG
Aspergillus calidoustus is the source of this 1553-nucleotide messenger RNA. The record is from the annotation of a GenBank genome assembly. Lineage: Eukaryota; Fungi; Ascomycota; Eurotiomycetes; Eurotiales; Aspergillaceae.